Molecule: messenger RNA, 3177 nt
Organism: Neohortaea acidophila
Lineage: Eukaryota; Fungi; Ascomycota; Dothideomycetes; Mycosphaerellales; Teratosphaeriaceae
Product: DNA replication licensing factor mcm6
Exons: 3
Coding region: 159-3056 (965 amino acids)
Biological process (GO): double-strand break repair via break-induced replication; mitotic DNA replication; DNA replication initiation
Cellular component (GO): MCM complex; nucleus
Molecular function (GO): single-stranded 3'-5' DNA helicase activity; single-stranded DNA binding; ATP binding
Source: RefSeq, a predicted model, not a curated record
CCCUGACUUGCGCCACACCACUUCCCGGCCCGAGCUUCAAUUAGUCGCGUCCCUGACACGCUUCGCGUCGAGCGCGUAAAGUGGUUUCUCGAUUAGCCGGAGGGGCAUCUUCUUUCACAUCGAGCACACGUCCAACUUGACACACAACAAUCGCCACCAUGUCGUCUCUCGUGGAUGCCGUCAUACGCUCCGACAAUGCGCCAGAUGAACCACGAAGCGAUGCUGCCGCUGCAGGUCGCCCGCGACAGGCACGCUCGUCCUCGCGACCCAGGGGACCCCCUUCCGUCAGCACGCCCGGCAUGCAGAGUGAUAUGGAUGGCUUCCCAGACGACGAGGUCGUUGGUCUGAGAGGCAUGAGACGGAGCAAUGCAGUUGGUCAAACAGAAGUCCCGAGAGUGGUGGACACCACGGCGGAAACGCUGGGUAUCCAGUUUGAGAGAUUUCUUGAGAACUUCAUCGAGGAACCUACUCCUUCCGCUGGGCCUACAUCAAGCGCAAUCACCACCAACAAAUACUAUCUCGCGCAAAUCCACGGUCUAUGCCAGUUCAAGCUGUCCACCCUCUACGUCGACUACACCCAUCUGAUGGACCAUGAGCGAGGCGUACUCGCCAAUGCCAUUCAGACCGACUUCUAUCGCUUCCACCCUUACAUGCUGCGCGCCCUGAACAAUCUCAUCGCAAAAUACGAGCCGCAAUACUACCGAGAGCAUCGCCAGCCAGGCUCCACCACCGCUCGCACAGAUACCUCUCUCGCGGCAAAUAGCCUGAGCGAGGACGACACGAACAUCAACGAUCGCACGCCGAAUCAACAAACAGACAAGGUCUUCACGCUAGCUUUCUACAACCUCCCCCUGAUCUCCCGCGUCAGACAACUGCGCACCGAGCAGAUUGGCAAGCUCGUGUCCAUCUCAGGAACAGUCACACGGACAUCCGAAGUGCGUCCCGAGCUACACUUGGCCACGUUCAUCUGCGAGAACUGCAACUCCAUCGUCCCCGAUGUGGAGCAGAUUUUCAAAUACUCCGAGCCCACCCAGUGCCCCAAUCUGCAAUGUGGCAAUCGAUAUGCGUGGCGACUGGACAUCAGACAAAGCACUUUCGUCGACUGGCAGAAGGUCAAGAUUCAAGAGAAUAGUUCCGAGAUUCCGACGGGGAGCAUGCCACGAACGAUGGAGGUCAUUCUUCGUGGUGAAAUGGUCGAGCGAGCCAAAGCUGGUGAGAAGUGCGUGUUCACGGGUACUUUGAUCGUCGUUCCGGAUGUCAGCCAGUUCAGAGUGCCAGGCACUCGGCCACAGGCAAUGCGAGAUCCUCAAGGCGCGCGAGGAGGUGGGGAUGCCGGCGGAACGGGUGUCAGUGGACUGAAAGCGCUCGGUGUGCGCGAUCUCACAUAUCGAAUGGCUUUCUUGGCCAACAUGGUGACCAUGGACACGUCAACUCAAGGCCAAAACAACAACCAACACCUCAAAGGCCAAGCUGCCAACAUCCUCUCUUCGCUCGGCCAGACCAUCGACGUCAACGAAUCGAGCAGUGACCGCGCACAGCAGGACUACCUCGACACACUCACCACGUCUGAAAUCGACGACUUGCGAAAGAUGGUGCAAAUGCCCAAUAUCUUCAUGCGACUCGUCGACUCACUCGCACCAAUGAUCUACGGGCACACAAUCGUGAAGAAAGGCCUCCUGCUCCAACUCAUGAGUGGUGUCAGCAAAGUCACACCAGAGGGAAUGGCAUUGCGUGGCGACAUCAACAUCUGCAUCGUCGGCGACCCCUCAACCAGCAAAUCCCAGUUCCUAAAAUACAUCUGCUCCUUCUUGCCGCGCGCAGUCUACACCUCCGGCAAAGCGUCCUCCGCCGCCGGUCUCACAGCAGCGGUGGUCAAGGACGAAGAAACGGGCGAGUUCACCAUCGAAGCCGGCGCACUCAUGCUCGCGGACAACGGGAUCUGCGCCAUCGACGAGUUCGACAAGAUGGAUAUUGCAGACCAAGUCGCCAUCCACGAAGCAAUGGAACAGCAGACCAUUUCCAUCGCGAAAGCCGGCAUCCAAGCCACCCUCAACGCCCGCACGAGCAUUCUCGCAGCCGCGAACCCGGUAGGCGGGAGGUACAACCGCAAGACAACACUGCGAGCCAACAUCAACAUGAGUGCGCCCAUUAUGUCGCGUUUCGACCUCUUCUUCGUCGUGUUGGACGAAUGCAACGAGCAGAUUGACGAGCAUCUCGCACGCCACAUCGUCGGAAUCCACCAACUGAAAGACGAAGCCGUUGAGCCCGAGUUCAGCACGGAACAGUUGCAGCGCUAUAUUCGUUUCGCGCGCCUGUUCCAGCCCGUCUUCACCGAUGAAGCCAGACUGCGUCUCGUAGAACGAUACAAGGAGUUGCGAUCGGACGACGCGCAAGGAGGCAUUGGACGAAACUCAUAUCGCAUCACCGUCCGACAACUGGAAUCGCUCAUCCGCUUAAGCGAGGCGAUUGCAAAAGCAAACUGCGUGGACCAAGUGAGCCCAGCAUUCGUCGACGAAGCCUACAAGCUCCUAAAGCAAAGCAUCAUCUCCGUCGAAAAAGACGACGUCGAGUUCGAAGACGAAGAAGUCGAUGCUGAAAAUGGUGCUGCAGCAGCUCACGACGACGGGGACUCGCCCAUGAACGGCCUCGAAGACGACGAACCCGCUCCUUCCGAUCCUCGCGCUGCUUCCGCUACUCCUGUCCCUACUCCCGCCGCAGCGAAACCCAGGACGCAAAUCAAGUAUGAUGAGUACAUCAAGAUUCACAAUUUGCUGCUGCGGCGCGUGAAUGAUGAUCAGAGUACGGCGGAGGAUGGGGUGGAGGAGGAGGAGCUGUUGGUGUGGUUUCUGGAGCAGAAGGAGGCGGAGCUGGAGACGCAGGAGGAUUUGUUGCAUCAGAGGAGUUUGGCGCGGAAGGUGUUGAAGAGGAUGGUGAAGGAUAAUGUGCUCUUGCAAAUUCGUGGCGAGGGUCUUGUGGAUGAUGCUGGGGUUGAUUCGAGCGCGAGGGAGAAGGUCAUGUACGUUGUACAUCCUAAUUGUGCGGUGGAGGAGGUAUAGACGAGAAUUGGACAUGCAUACGAUUGGCGUUGAGUGAAGAUUUUGUAGCAGCAUUGGGAUGAUGGUAUGUGCAACCUUACGAUACAUCUUGAAAUGCUCCAACUCUUUACAUGGUAACCUA